This is a messenger RNA of Xenia sp. Carnegie-2017, 1513 nucleotides long. RefSeq names its product steroid 17-alpha-hydroxylase/17,20 lyase-like. Gene Ontology annotation, molecular function: iron ion binding; heme binding; monooxygenase activity. Lineage: Eukaryota; Metazoa; Cnidaria; Anthozoa; Malacalcyonacea; Xeniidae. Bases 1 to 1389 code for a protein of 462 amino acids. The record is from RefSeq and is a predicted model, not a curated record. The transcript is spliced from 2 exons.
AUGUCACGUGAUCUGCCACCCGGUCCAUUUCCCCUUCCCUUUCUGGGAAACUUAAAUUUGAUUGGUACGACCGUUCAUAUUGAUUUGGCAAAGCUUGCUAAGAAAUAUGGCGAUCUAAUGACAAUCUACUUCGGAAGCGAGCGUGCGCUUGUCGUGAGCAGCUCGGAAAUGGCUCGCGAGGUACUCGUGAGGCAAUCAUUUGUUUUUGGUGGACGACCGUUGAACCUACCUUACGCGGCCACUUUGUUUAGUCACGAUGGUAAGAAUAUCGCUUUUUCGAAAGAAAAUUCUCAGCGUUGGAAGAAACAACGUAAAAUAUUUUAUGCUGCUUACAGAUCGUUUGGUAAUAGUCUUGAAAAUAAGGCUUGUGACGUCAUAAAGGAUCUUAUGGCUGACCUGGGAGAAAAAACGGUCACUCCAAGAAACAUCCCGCAAGAUAUAUUCCAUUGUGUUGCUAACAUCAUUUGUGCCAUAACAUUUGGGUUCAAAUAUGACAAAGAUGACCCAGAAUUCCAUGCACUCAUGAACAACUUUGAUGUUAGCGUGAUUAAACUUAAGUCGGCCACUAAUCUUUUGGACACGAUUGUUUUGCGAAUAUACGGGGAGCACGAAACCGCAAAUCCAGUGGAAGACUACGAUUUGACGCAUGCGUUUCAGAAGCAAUCAGAUGACAUCAUGGAUAGUAAGAGUAAUGACGUCAUUUUAACGAAGAAAGAAAUAACUUGUAUGAUGAAAGAUAUUUUUAUAGCGGGAAUUGAAACCUCGACGUCAGUGAUCACGUGGGGGCUGUAUCUCUUGGCUUUUCAUUCAGAUAUACAAGAUCAGAUUUACGAAGAGAUGAUGCAAGUUCUAGGCCCCGAUUCUCCCCCGACAUUUUCCGACCGUCAUCGACUACCUUUGCUCUGGGCAAGCAUCACAGAAACGUUAAGAUAUGGGUCUAUUGUACCUUUACUUCUACCCCAUAGGGCAACAUCCGAUGCAAAAAUUAACGGUUUUCACAUUCCUAAAGACACGACUGUAAUCGUAAAUGCCUUUGCUAUUCAUAAUGACGCAAGAACUUGGCAUGACCCGCAUGUCUUUAGGCCAGCCCGAUUUUUGAAUAGCUGUGGAAAUUAUUCGACACCACCGCCUUUCUCGACGCUUCCAUUCUCGGCAGGCAGUCGCGUUUGUGUCGGAGAGACUCUCGCGAAGAUGGUUGUGUUCGAUGUCAUUGCCCGGAUGUUAUAUAGUUACCGUAUGACAUUGGUAAACAUGAAGUAUCAGAGAGUGGAAGCUGACAUGACGAAUACAGCUUCUAUUCUUAAGCCGAAACAUUUGCAAAUAGCUCUUGAAAAACGUUGUGUCGUAAAAACUGACGCAGUUGAUGAAACGAUAAAAUGUCACUUUUAGUUUUUUACUCUUGGUUUAAUGACCAGUAGAUUCAUACGUUAAAAUCUUUCAUACUUAAUUUUGUAUAUUAUCUUGAUGUAAUCUUUCUUAUAUAUUUAAAAUAAUAGUAUUGUUCUUUAAAUGC